CUCUGGAGUCGGAAGAAGGGAGCGGUUGGGAGCAGAGAGAACAGUUGCGAUAUUAUUGUCAUCAAAAUCUCGUUGUUUGCACGAUAGCAGCUUAUAUCCAGAUAAACUACACAACCAUCAACCAUGGAGUUAUCUGAAAUACUGUACAACAAAGCGGAGUAUAUCGAAACGGCUUCUGGCAACAAAGUGAGUAGGCAGUCAGUGCUGUGUGGGAGCCAGAAUAUCGUCCUGAACGGCAAGACCAUUGUAAUGAAUGACUGUAUCAUCAGAGGAGACCUGGCCAACGUCAGGGUGGGCAGACACUGUGUUGUCAAGAGUCGCAGUGUCAUCCGACCACCUUUCAAAAAGUUCAGCAAAGGGGUGGCUUUCUUCCCUCUGCAUAUCGGAGACCACGUCUUCAUCGAGGAGGACUGUGUGGUCAAUGCUGCACAGAUAGGGUCCUAUGUCCACAUCGGCAAGAACUGCGUCAUAGGUCGCCGCUGUGUGCUGAAGGACUGUUGUAAGAUCUUAGACAACACUGUGCUUCCUCCUGAGACCGUCGUCCCGCCUUUCACUGUCUUCUCUGGAUGCCCAGGUCUGUUUUCAGGCGAGCUCCCAGAAUGCACUCAGGACUUGAUGAUUGAUGUAACUAAGAGCUACUAUCAGAAGUUCCUACCCCUCAGCCAGAUCUAGGUCCCACCCCCUAAUCUUCCACCAUGGCUACCCCAUCCCCUCCUCAACCAGUUGCAGGCCGGGUUCAGGAUCUCUCAUCAGAGUGCUGUGUACUCUUGGAGAUCUCACCUGCCCCUCUCCUUCACUACCCAGAAGCCCUGAGUUUCUCCGCCUGAAGAAAUCCAUUUGGCUCUGCAGAUAGUCAACAAAUAGGGAGAGAUUCCACCCACAAGAUUAUGUGAGGCCACCUCCAGGGGGCGACGUACAGCUCUAAAAGUGGAAAUCUAGUGGAAAUCUGCUGAAACUGACAUAAUUUUACAACCUCUGAUUUCACAUCAUCUCAUAAUCAUGACUUCAUCAUAAAUAUUGGGCCGUGUAACAAUGACAGUGACCACCAUACACUCAAUGGCCACUUUAUCAGGUCCACCUGUACAGUCUAGUGCAGUUCAGGUCAACAGCUCUGCCAUUAAUUCUACCUUUUAAGGAAGUUUAUAAU
Myripristis murdjan (pinecone soldierfish) is the source of this 1147-nucleotide messenger RNA. RefSeq names its product dynactin 5 (gene dctn5). Bases 124 to 672 code for a protein of 182 amino acids. The record is from RefSeq and is a predicted model, not a curated record. Gene Ontology annotation, cellular component: dynactin complex. NCBI's taxonomy places the organism in Eukaryota, Metazoa, Chordata, Actinopteri, Holocentriformes, Holocentridae. The transcript has 6 exons.